AUGUGCAGCCUGCGUCAUCAGUGGACCGGUCCGAAAACUCAGUAUGCUCCUACCGUCAACUUCGCCAAAUUGACUCUAAUGGAAGAAUUUCAGCUCCGUUGUCCUGCGGCCAUAGCUUCUGUAUUCCCUGCUUCCGAGAUUUUACGAAGAAUCAUGUUAAGAACUACUACCGGUCUCUUGAUCUACCUCUCCCUUCUCGAGUGGAAUCCCAUACGGUUUAGAGGAGGACGAACGCCGGGAGGAGUGACGUGUGGGCGGAAGCGAAUGCCGCAAGACUGGCUGUUUCGGGUGCAAGUGCCCCUCAGCCCCUCUCGUAACGAGCCUACGAGGCUUGAGCUCUCAGGGCCCCGGAUCUGGAACGACGAGAAGAAAGACUGGAUAAGAAAGCAGGCCACCUUCACUCGGACAUUUGAUCAAAGGGAACCCCCGGCUUCCGCUACUGCGCCUCUUGAGAAUACCGAAGCAACGGACGCGAAACACGCUGCAGCUAGUCUCCGUAGCACAAGUGCUCCCGUCGAAGAGAAUGCGCCUGUCCUUGCUCCUCCCACAUCCCAGCGAAGCCAAAGUGUUGCUCCACCGUCGGAUAUACCUGUCAACGACCAGACUCCGAACGAUAUAGAGAUCUCCGAACGGACCCGGUAUCCAUACCGAGGAUUUCCGGAGAAAAACUACUGGGUAUACGAAUCUCGGUCUAAUCAACUACUUGUGACUCCCCCUCGCCCCCCUGACGUUCACGAGGGCGACUUUUUCUGCCACCGAGCUCGUAACAUGUACCAAGUGUGGAUAUGGACUACUCGCAAUCGCACCCUUCAGUGGGCUGGCUUGGAUUAUGGUUCAUCUCCCCCUCAAGAGCCCGAUAGAUUCGUUGCCAUUACGGAGAAGGGAACAUUGACGUUGGUUCAGAAAGGUACCUGGGAUAGAGUUUACAGACAUAAAUUAUCGCCAAUUGUCCAGCCUCGGCAAGUCUAA
Molecule: messenger RNA, 969 nt
Organism: Coniophora puteana RWD-64-598 SS2
Lineage: Eukaryota; Fungi; Basidiomycota; Agaricomycetes; Boletales; Coniophoraceae
Exons: 7
Coding region: 1-969 (322 amino acids)
Source: RefSeq, a predicted model, not a curated record